Aphanomyces astaci is the source of this 2181-nucleotide messenger RNA. RefSeq lists its product as hypothetical. The transcript has 4 exons. Lineage: Eukaryota; Oomycota; Saprolegniomycetes; Saprolegniales; Verrucalvaceae. The record is from RefSeq and is a predicted model, not a curated record. Bases 68 to 2065 code for a protein of 665 amino acids.
GUUCCGAUUCCCGUAUCGCGACACCACCAGUAGCUGGCUGUGUCUCCAAUCAUCAUCCCCACAGUCCAUGGACGAGCUCCCGCCGCCUGCUGCCGCCUGUGCGGCUGGGACUCCAGCGGUGUGGAUGGCGCCAACGUGGUCCGAGCACCCUGUCGAUGCGAACUUCUACGGCAAUGCUUCAACGUCCACGACAAGGGACUCUCCGUACGACGCGGUGUUCUCCCCUGUGAACAAACACAAGGGCAUGCAUGUUAUGAGCGACAUCUUCGCGAAGAAAGUAGACCUUACAUGCCCGUCGAACAACAACGAUGACGACUCAUUGUCCAAGUCGGCUGCAACCGGAACGAUGCGGUCCACGCAAAAAGCCGUCGUCGAGCGGCCGGCCUCCCAUCCCGUGCACGCCCUUCGGGAACUCACACGAGAUUGCCUCGGCGCCAACCCGCAAGGGGGCAUGACGCCACCGAGCAUGCAUCUCACAUUUCUUCGACGCAAGGUGGAAUCCAGCUUGGACGACGUCGCCGCCACGAUGGCUACCAAGCAACAGCAGUUUGAGGCCACGGUAGCGGCCGCGAUUGAACAACAGUCCAAACCCCAUGCUGCGUCGUUUCCCGAGCUGUUGGACCUGCUUUUUACUUGCUCGGCCGCCGACGCGCCAGCGACGAUGCCGCAAGCGGACGGCCUGCCGCGCCUGUGCGGCAUAGUGACUCGUGCAGCUCACCACCGUUGCAUGAAUCAGCUGCAUCGCCGCCAGCGGUAUCUAAGGAGUGUGCAUCACAUUUUGGGUGGGCCGCACGUCUCGGACGUUGGCGUGACGUCGAAGGAAGUAGCGUCCAUGGCAAGCGUCGACGACCUUCUUCGGUUCGACCUCAAGCUGCAUUUGCUGUCGACACAACGGGACUGGCUGCACCAGCUCCAUCUCGCACGGAGGCAAUCCAUGAGCACUACCUUCUCCAACCAUCACGACCACAGAUCGUCGUCCUCCCCCCCAGCAGCCCCUCGCCCGCCUCAAUCCAAGCACAUACACAUGAAGAAACUUCUGGAGGCUGCGAGCUGGUACCGGUGGCUUCAGCAGCAUGCACACGAAGACAACAACAACGCCGACGACGACGACAAGCCUGCCUUAGAACACCUGGCCGACAUGUUGUCUGAAGACGCGUGCUUGUCCGAGUACGUCGACUUGAUGGGGACGAACGAGUGGCGGUCAGUGGUCCAAGCCCAGUUUGAAAACCUCGUGUUUGCCACGCUGGAGCGCCGCGUGAGUCGUCGCGUGGACAAGUGUGGAUUUGACGCGGCCGCGCUCUACUGCGAGCCGCCCGCCGCCUUCCGCGACAACAUCCACCCAUCGCAGCGCACCAAAGCGGCAGACUAUCGGAACGUCCACGCCGACUGGAACUGGCUGAGGGACCCCCAACCCGCCCAAGUGAUGGCGUUUGUUGGCAGCUUCACCCGCCAUGUCCGCGGCGCGUUUGCCAUUCCGGACGAUGUCCACAAGAGUCUGUAUGUGUUUAUCCAGCGCAUGCUGUUCCCGCGGAUAACCAUGCUCUGCUAUAACGGCGCCAUCUUGACUGAAUGUGCGCGCAAAGACACGCUGUGGCGGAAUCAGCAGGCGGCGCUUCGCCUGCAAAACCACGGGGGUGGCGUGUCGCUCGAGCAGCUGGGGGGGUCGACCCGCACGGCCGAGAAACUGCGACGAGCGUGGCCGCCGCCGUCGUCGUCGAUGUUUCCCAGGGCUCGAGCCGCGUUUGCCGGUAUGCACAGCGUCGUGCCAUGCGACUUGUUGGACGAGAUGAUGCACGGGGUAGUGGUGCUUCACGACGAAGCGGCGCAGAUCUUUGGCACGACCCGGAUCCCCGUCGACACGUUCUUCCCCCUCUUUAGCUUUGUCCUGUUGCACACGGACCUGCCGUUUGUCCACGCGCAAUUGCACCUCCUCGAGCAGUAUGCGCUGUGCAACCCCCCCGGCGACUUGAACCCCACUCGCAACGGUGAAGAAUCGUAUUAUGUGUACUGCAUGCACGCGGCCGUCGAGCACGUGUGCAGCCAAGUUGUUGGGCCCUUAGACUAACUUAUCCGCAACCCCAAACAACCGCUAACCACCGACGAGUUGAAUCGUGAGGGUCGGUGGAAUAUUUUUAACGUAGUUCCAAUCUGUUAAGAGAUAUACCAGUAUUUUGGAGUCGC